This is a messenger RNA of Leptinotarsa decemlineata (Colorado potato beetle), 1119 nucleotides long. RefSeq names its product STAM-binding protein-like A. Gene Ontology annotation, biological process: protein K63-linked deubiquitination. Gene Ontology annotation, cellular component: endosome; membrane. Lineage: Eukaryota; Metazoa; Arthropoda; Insecta; Coleoptera; Chrysomelidae. Gene Ontology annotation, molecular function: protein binding; K63-linked deubiquitinase activity; metal-dependent deubiquitinase activity. The record is from RefSeq and is a predicted model, not a curated record.
ACUGACAGUUCUCGUCGCUAAACCCAGCCUAACCUAAUAAAAAAGUUCUAUGAGUCAUGGAAAAUAAACAUCUAAUUCUCUUUUACCUUAAUUGAUUUGUUUCAAAAGGGUUCCAUAAUAGUUGUGAGAUAAAAGUUGAUGAACAUGUCUCAAAGGAGAAAAGAAAGUGUUCUUGACAAAUUGGAACCUCAGGAAAGGCUGAAGCAGCUAAUAAACUAUAGUAAUCAAGUGGAAGUGGAUCAUAAUGUGUCCCCUUUGAGGUACUAUCGUUCAGGCCUAGAGAUGGUGCGAAUGGCGAACGUUUAUUAUAGCGAAGGCAGUCUGGAGAAUUCCUAUGUUCUUUAUUUAAAAUUCAUGACGUUAUUUCUGGAGAAAAUUCGGAAACAUCCUGGAUUUAAUGCUGUACCAGUGGAGGUAAAAUCUAAAAAUCAAGCCAAGCUGAGAGAAAUUCUGCCACGUGCCGAGAAAUUGAAAAAACAAUUGCUGGAUCAGUAUCAAGACGAUUACAAUAGGUGUUUAGCAGAAUUGAAGCAACAGGAACUGGAACAGAAAAGGAAGGAAAAUGCAACUAGAAGAGCGGAAAAACCCAAAAUGCCAGUGACUUGUGUGACAGACAGAUCUGCAGCAGUUGUUAAAGUAACAGGAAAUUUGGAUGACAUAAGUUACCCAGAUCCAGACACGAAUGUAAUAGUACCAUCUGCUCCACUACCCUCAGAACCUUCAUAUGACACGAUUACUCCUUCAGUUGACAGGUGCGUUUGGGCUGAGAGGAAUGAAUUGAUCAUAACACACAUGAUUUUACCUAAGCAAAAGGGAACCUCCGAUUCCUGUAUGACAAUGAAUGAAGAGGAAAUAUUUGAUUAUCAAGAUCAGCAUAAUCUCAUAACUAUAGGCUGGAUUCAUACUCAUCCCACACAAACAGCAUUCCUGUCGAGUGUGGAUCUUCAUACUCAUUGCCCUUACCAGUUACUUAUGCCUGAGGCUAUUGCGAUAGUGUGCUCUCCAAAGUAUAACGAAACUGGUUUCUUCAUUUUGACUCCAACUCAUGGAUUGCAAUUCAUUGCGAAUUGUCGAAAAGGUGGGUUUCAUCCUCAUCCAACUGAGCCACCUCUUUUCAAA